AUGACAUCCAAUCACCGCAUUUCAACAACAAAGUAAGUUUAAGAGGGAACAGCCGCAAAUAGAGGAAAAAGCAUAUAAGCAGGCGAGGCUGUGACCCAUUAUUCUUUCACUGACCAACAACCAGUAACCGGUAAGUGAAUCCGAAUUAUCUGUGCUUUCUCUCUCCCUCUCCCUCGAACUUCUCCCUGCCCCGUUUCUCAAACACAGCCGUAUGAAAGGCUACUCUCUUAAUUAGUAUGCCGCCGGACGUUUACCUGGUGACUAAUUUAUUAAGAAUGGUCUAGAAAUCCUCCUAAAAUAUGCGGUUGCGUAGUAAAUGUUUACCUCAUAUUUAACCAUAAAUAAAUUCAACUAGAUAUCAUACACCGAUGUACUUAGUGACCAAACAACAGAAGUUAUAAACAGCAUUUCUUCCACCUUUCAGCUUGGACAAAAAAAUGUUCGCCAAAAUCGCUUUCAUUAGCGUUCUCAGUUGUCUGAACGCCAUGGCGGCUAAGCAUUCCGAGUUUCCGCAGUGGGAUCUAACACCGUGGGUAGUAUCAAGCAUCCCCAAUAAUAUCACUCUCCCCUGCGUGCACGACGAAUACUACCCAUUCAAUUCACUUAAGUCGGCUGCAAAGAAGACGGUCUGGAUUCUCCCAAAAGAGACUGGCUACCUGCACCUGGCUCCGGGCAGUACGGCAGAAGGCUGGACCGCUCAAGACGAGGCCCUCUACAUCCGUAAAGACCUCUUCAAUGUUCCCGGCGUGGCUGACGGCAUGUACGUCUGCGCCGUACUCGCCAAGGUGCCCAACUCAACUGACCUCUUCUCCUGGUACUACCUUCGAUGGGGGGUCGGGCUCUACUCCAGUGUGCCAGCUAUGAAUCCUGGUGGUAUUGAACGGUAAGCACUCGUCUACUUUGUUUAUUUACUAAGUUAUCCGACAGUAUUUUGGCUUUUUGUCCUGUCAUCCCAAACCAUGUGUCGUAAUAGCCAAGCUCACUGAUAGAGAAUAGACUAUUUGCGACAGAUCAUAGAGCCUACAACUAAUGAUGUGUUUUCCUCACUGAUAACAGAUAUGCCCGACAAUUCAUGAUUGCUGGUGUCGCGCUGGCAGUCUACACUGUUCUCGCAAUUGGCCUCGGCCUGACAAUGUACUUCCGCUACAAGGGUGGACCUGUUAAGCAGGAAGAUGAAGAGGACCAAUCAUCGGAGAGCACAGUUUCUGACAAAGACUCCGACCAACACGUCGUGCAUUUUUAA
This is a messenger RNA of Spirometra erinaceieuropaei, 1243 nucleotides long. NCBI's taxonomy places the organism in Eukaryota, Metazoa, Platyhelminthes, Cestoda, Diphyllobothriidea, Diphyllobothriidae. The record is from the annotation of a GenBank genome assembly.